Pogona vitticeps (central bearded dragon) is the source of this 1310-nucleotide messenger RNA. NCBI's taxonomy places the organism in Eukaryota, Metazoa, Chordata, Lepidosauria, Squamata, Agamidae. The record is from RefSeq and is a predicted model, not a curated record.
AUGCCGCCGCCGCCGCCGCCCACACCCGCGCUGCCUUCUGCCCCCUUCCCCAUGACGGCGUAACGCGGGUAGGCGCUAAAGCCUCCCCCCCCAAGGAAAGCACGUGUGCAGAAAGCCCUUGGAGGAACUUCUCCGACCCGAGCCGGAUAGUUCGCGACGCGCAACCUUCCUCGGCUUGGGGUUGUUGGGCUUUUUGGAACCGACACGAGGGCCGGCGGCUCGAUCGCUCACUCGCCCGUCCGCCCUUCUUCCUCUUUGAUUCCGCCUUCCUGCCUCUGCUGCCCGCCCCAGAAAGUAUUAAUUAAAGAGUCUGUGGGGCAGCAAGAAAACGCGGUCUUUGCGUGCACUCCGUUUAGGGUUUAUGGCUCAUAGCCUGGAUUAAGGCAGUACAUGGUGAAAUAAGAGAGGCUUCCAAGCUGAGGGCACCACAAGUGACUGUCCAUGUGAAGUAUCAUGCCUGCCAAUGCCGAUCCCUCAACCUUUGUGAAAGUGCUCCACCUAGUUUUUCUUUCCACUUUUUGGGGAAUGCAGAUCUGGGUUACUUUCAUUUCCAGUUUUGUGAUGAGCAGCCACCUCUCACAACAUAUGUUUGGAUUCAUUCAGAGUUUCCUCUUCCCCUAUUACUUUCAUAUUGGGUCUGUGUGUGCUUUUGUUAACCUGACUAUCUUUGCUACGUGCCACCCCAGUGAGCUUCUCAAUGAGGAAGAAACCACACAGAUUACGGUCUUCUUCAUUUGUGUCACAAUUGCUGCUUUAAAUGCUCAUUGGUUUGGGCAAGUGACGUCGGACAUUAUGGCUGAAAUGCACCUGAUUGAGCAAAGCUAUGGCUUAGGAGGGGAUGUUAGGGUGUUCUCAAACAGGUCCCUUAUACGGCUGGGCCACCUGGAUGCUAGUUAUAAGGCACUAACAAGUAGACUGAGCAUAUACCAUGGCUUCUCUUCCCUUUGUAACCUGUGCUGCAUCGCAUGCAACGGCUUGAGCCUCUACUAUAUGGCUGCUCACCUUUCCACACUCUGAACCCAAGCAAAGGCCCUAGUUGGUCUGGGGGCAUGAGUUCCUGAAGAGAACUAGGCUGCAAGAGGGCACUCCUGUACAGAAGCUCUUGAGUCACCACAGUUCCAGUGAUAUAGUACAGAACCUCUAAAACAUCGUGGUGCUGACAAGUGACAAACUCCUUUGCUUCCCACAGACCUUUAAGGUUCCAGUUGACUAGUAAGACUUUUGUUUCUUAUACUGAACAGACGACUUGGUCAGACAAUUGUAAAAGGCUGAGGUAAACUGAAAUACUUGAUUAAGAAUCAGGUUUUUUU